AUGGGUUGGAUUUGGCAUAGUUUAGAACCACAUGUUGCGACUACCGUGGAAUUUUGUGAUACCUCUAAGGAAAUUUGGGACUCCCUUGCUGACUCAUUUUCGAAUCAGAGUAAUGUCUCUCGGGUCUAUGAGCUAUAUGAGCAGAUCUUUGCUAUACGCCAAUUUGGCCGGUCCCUUCUUGAUUAUUAUAGUAGUCUCAAGACUUUGUGGGAUCAGUUAUUGCAGCAUCGACCCUUAACUACUGAUGUGAACAAACAGAAGCAACACUGGGAGGAGUUCAUGAUGGCUUCUUUACUCUCUGGCUUAGAUCCUAAAUUGCGGGGAUUCAAGGAUCAGAUUCUUGCCAUCUUGAGUAGUGUUGAUCGUAGGUCUACUCGAGGGGGUUUUCUUGGCACAUCUGGUCAACGGGGCUCUUAUUCUGGUUCACGGGGUUCUCGUGGGGCUGGUUCCUGUGGUGGUGGCUCCCGUGGUGGUUUCAGGGGUGGAUGUAGUAGUGGACCUAGUUCUCGCACACAUGGUGAUCGCAAGUGUACUCAUUGUGGUUCCCAAGGUCAUACUAAACCUUGGUGUUGGAAGAAAUAUGGCAAAUCUGAUCAUGUCCAUCAUGUUAUGGAUGUCCCAUCCUCACAAUCUUCCUUGUUGUCCACUGGCUCGAAUGCUUCUCCGGUUAAUUCUCAUGAGACACUCACUACUCAGAUUAGUGAGCUUACUGCUCUUGCCCAAUCAUCUACUUCUACUCCAGACAUAGAGUAUUCGCUGGUUCUGGAAGUUCAAAAUCCUCUAGUUGACAUGGAAGAUAUGCUUCGACAACCCCAGCAAACUAUUGAGGCUAUGCAGCUAGAUGCUGUUCACCAAGCGGAAGUCACCGCCGCCCAAGCGAAAAUUGCAGCCCAGCAGGCUGAGUUGAUCUCUAGGUUGUAG
This is a messenger RNA of Camellia sinensis, 921 nucleotides long. The record is from RefSeq and is a predicted model, not a curated record. Lineage: Eukaryota; Viridiplantae; Streptophyta; Magnoliopsida; Ericales; Theaceae.